CGAGAAAAUCUGUUUAAUAAAGUUGACCUUGUUAAAGGAAACCAUGAACGUUGGAAAAAAGUUGUCAUAAAAAGUUAAUUAGUGAAAACUUGCGCGUUGAACUAAAAGUUCAAAAGUACAAUUAACGAUUAGAAAACGAACGAAAUGGCACAGAAUAAUAAUAAAGAUGUCGAAGAUAAUUUAGACAUGAAACUGGACAUGAGUGAUUUUGAUUCUGUCCAUUUAUUUUCACCUCUUCAAACGAUAGCUUCUCCAAUGGCAGUUCUUCCGCCCGCCACCGUCGCUACUCUUCCGCCCGCCACCGUCGCUACUCUUCCGCCCGCCACCGUCGCUACUCUUCCGCCCACCACCGUCGCUACUCUUCCGCCCGCCACCGUCGCUACUCUUCCGCCUGCCAGCGCAACCGCUCCUUCUCAGCCUGCCAAAACUAUCGCUUCUCCAUCCGCCAGCACAACCGGUCCUCCUCCGCCUACCGAAACUAUCGUUCCUCCAUCCGCCAGCACCACCGCUCCUCCUCUGCCAUCUGCUAAUACCGCAGCUCCUCGAAUAGACACCUCAGCUUCAUCACAAAUGAGAUUUUUACGUCCCGGCACUACGACUGCUCCACGUGCAUCUUCUCAUACAAAUCAAUCAUGGAGACCGAGAGGAACUAGAGCGGGAAUGCGACGGAAGGCACAAAAAUUUUUUAAUUUCUUGUUUAAUAUGAGUGAUUUAUACGGUCGUUACUAUUACCAAAGAAGAGGAGGAAGAAAUUAAGAAAUAUGUUUAAAUUGCAUUGUUUAUGUUGAUU
Monomorium pharaonis (pharaoh ant) is the source of this 790-nucleotide messenger RNA. RefSeq names its product mucin-7-like. NCBI's taxonomy places the organism in Eukaryota, Metazoa, Arthropoda, Insecta, Hymenoptera, Formicidae. The transcript is spliced from 4 exons. Bases 145 to 756 code for a protein of 203 amino acids. The record is from RefSeq and is a predicted model, not a curated record.